Messenger RNA from Drosophila subobscura, 993 nucleotides. RefSeq names its product dual specificity protein phosphatase 22-like. Gene Ontology annotation, molecular function: protein tyrosine/serine/threonine phosphatase activity. Gene Ontology annotation, cellular component: cytosol. The coding region runs from base 87 to 953 and encodes 288 amino acids. The transcript has 3 exons. The record is from RefSeq and is a predicted model, not a curated record. NCBI's taxonomy places the organism in Eukaryota, Metazoa, Arthropoda, Insecta, Diptera, Drosophilidae. Gene Ontology annotation, biological process: protein dephosphorylation.
CACGGUCACACUGGUCAACAGCAAAAUGUAAACAAAACAGAAUGCGAAAAAUAUAAUGACAGCUUGAAUCAUUUGCUGACCAGGCCAUGAACUGGCAUAUGGCAGAGGUGCUGCCGGGCGUGUAUGUUGGCAGCUACCACGACUCCAAGGAUCAUGCGCAGCUGGAGAGGUUCCAGAUAUCGCACAUCGUCGCCAUACAUGACAGUCCCAGACGUCUCUUGCCGGACAAACACUACCUAUGUGUCAUGGCCUCGGACACGCCGGACCAGAACCUCUCCCAGUACUUCUCCGUCUGCAAUGAUUUUAUCCACGCCGCCCGGCUGCGAGAGGGCAACGUGCUCAUCCACUGCCUGGCGGGUAUGUCGCGCUCGGUGACUGUGGCCGUGGCCUACAUAAUGACGGCCACGCACCUCAACUGGAAGGAGGCGUUGAAGGUGGUGCGCGCGGGUCGCGCUGUAGCCAAUCCGAACACCGGUUUCCAGAACCAGCUGCUGGAGUUUGAGCAGUUUAAGCUGUCUGAGGAGCGGCGCCGGCUGAGGGAACGAUUCCCGUCCUUGGAGCAGCUGGACCGAAUUAAGGUCGCCACAGCACUGAAUAGCUACAAGGAGCAGCAGCAGAACAGGGCUAUUGGAACAUCCGAUAAGGUAGAGGUUCCGACCAACAUGGCCUACACCUUGCAGUUUGCGGCGGACAAACGGAAGCCAAAGCCUGUGUCGCUUGGUCAAACUCCUAAAAAACUGCACAAGGAAAGCUCCGAGAGCACAAGUUGCGGUGAGGAAAUAAUUCCCAAUGUGCAUUACCACAAAGCGGACGGCAGCAAGGGAUGCUUCUACAAUGAGUUCCUUUUCGGCAAAAACGAAGCGGCUGGCACAGAAGAACACUCCGGAUCAGGCGACAACAAUCUAGUCGCUGAUCGACUGAUAAAAGCGGCUGGCAGUAAAAAGACAUCUUAGACCUUUGGACUUUUACGAGUACUUUCUCCUGCAUGUUUAU